AUGGGUAGAACUCACUUAGGUUAUGUUUGUGCCUGCGCGUGUGUCUUUCUUCAACUUCUUGGGAAAAGUCGAGAGGAGUUGGUUCCAGAACCGAGCAGUGAGCAGUCCCGCCAGUCUAGCGCAGACGUGAUUAUGCGGGAAGAUGCAGAAGAGAUGUUUUACAGCAUAGAUUUGGAGAAAUACGACGGAGUAAAAUGUCCGGAUCCAAUCCCCCCAGAAAAUGGUGCAAUAGUUGGCGAAGGCAACAAAGUGGGCUCUGUCGUGUAUGUCGAAUGUCGACUAGGCUACAGACUCGAUGGACCUGCCGUGUUGGCAUGCGUGCCUACCUCAGAUGGAGCUGAGUGGGACUCCACCGACUCAAGACACUGUAUAGAACUGGGCGACAAAGACAACCAUCACGAAACAGUCACGGUAAAGCCAGGAACCGAACCUGGAAUUCAAUCAAGCAGUCACGAGCAGAUCCCAAUGCCAGCAUCUAUCGACCCUGCACAGCACCUGCGGCUAGGAGCAAACAGCCACGACCACUUUAUUAACCAUGAUAUGGAAGCAGAUUCAGGUAGCAAAAACUCGAUCCCCUUGCAGUGCUUGGAUAAGCCAGAAGAAGGACCAUGCAGAGCAUCCUUCAAAAGGUACUACUUUAGCAAGACGACAAUGGAAUGCCACACGUUCAUAUAUGGCGGUUGCCACGGAAACAAAAACAACUUCAACACAAUGACAGACUGUAAUCUCGCGUGUUUAGGACAUCAAUGA
Candidula unifasciata is the source of this 750-nucleotide messenger RNA. The record is from the annotation of a GenBank genome assembly. NCBI's taxonomy places the organism in Eukaryota, Metazoa, Mollusca, Gastropoda, Stylommatophora, Geomitridae.